This is a messenger RNA of Thlaspi arvense, 1178 nucleotides long. Lineage: Eukaryota; Viridiplantae; Streptophyta; Magnoliopsida; Brassicales; Brassicaceae. The record is from the annotation of a GenBank genome assembly.
GAUCAAAGCUUGGAUUGGAAAUAAUGGAAGAAGCUCUGGAGCAGCAAAGUCAAGCACCUGACCAAGAGGAGGACGAGAUAGUUACUGAAGGCAGCGCCGUUGUGCAUGGUGAGCCAUCUCAAGACGCUAGUGUUCCACCUAAAGUUGACAGUGAAGUGGAAGUCCUGGGUGAGAAAGUCAGUAAGCAGAUCAUAAAGGAAGGUCACGGUUCCAAAUCAUCCAAGUACUCGACAUGCUUCCUGCACUAUAGGGCAUGGACCAAACACACGCAGCAUAAAUUUGAGGAUACAUGGCAAGAGCAGCAACCUAUUGAAUUGGUUCUAGGAAAAGAGAAAAAAGAAAUGGCCGGUUUGGCCAUCGGUGUUUCAAGCAUGAAGUCUGGUGAACGGGCGCUCUUGCAUAUUGGCUGGGAAUUGGGAUAUGGGAAAGAUGGAAACUUUUCUUUUCCGAAUGUUCCUCCUAUGGCGGACUUGUUAUAUGAGGUUGAAGUUAUUGGAUUCGAUGAAACAAAGGAGGCAAUAGUUCUCUUGUUUCCUUACCCUGAUACCUCCACAACCAAAUGGAUUGUACAGGGGAAGGCUCGCAGCGAUAUGACUGUGGAGGAAAGGAUUGGUGCAGCAGACAGAAGGAAAAUGGAUGGGAACUCUCUUUUCAAGGAGGAUAAACUAGAGGAGGCCAUGCAACAGUAUGAAAUGGCCAUUGCAUACAUGGGGGACGAUUUUAUGUUUCAGCUGUAUGGGAAGUACCAGGAUAUGGCGUUGGCAGUGAAGAACCCAUGCCACCUAAACAUGGCAGCUUGCUUGAUCAAGCUGAAACGAUACGAUGAAGCAAUUGGCCACUGCAACAUUGUGUUGACAGAAGAAGAGAAAAACCCAAAAGCGUUGUUCAGAAGAGGAAAGGCGAAGGCAGAGCUAGGACAGAUGGAUUCAGCUCGUGAAGAUUUUCGCAAAGCUCAAAAGUAUGCUCCUGAUGACAAUGCGAUUAGAAGAGAGCUACGAGCAAUAGCAGAGCAAGAGAAAGCUGUGUACCAAAAGCAAAAAGAAAUGUACAAAGGAAUAUUUGGAGGGAGAGAAGAAAGUGGUACUAGAGCAAAGAGCCGUAACUGGUUGAUAAUGCUAUGGCAAUGGCUGGUUUCCCUUUUCAGCAGGAUCUUUCGAGGUCACAGAGUUAAAGCAGAU